Daucus carota subsp. sativus is the source of this 2243-nucleotide messenger RNA. Its product is annotated as protein NUCLEAR FUSION DEFECTIVE 4. The transcript has 3 exons. The record is from RefSeq and is a predicted model, not a curated record. NCBI's taxonomy places the organism in Eukaryota, Viridiplantae, Streptophyta, Magnoliopsida, Apiales, Apiaceae. Gene Ontology annotation, cellular component: membrane. Bases 152 to 1846 code for a protein of 564 amino acids.
AGUCUACCACUCAACACUUUUUCUUACAACAUUUUUUAAUCACUUUCCAACAACUUUUUCACUUAUGUUCGAGUUAACCACCGAUCAAAACUGAAACUGCCUUGACGACUUCUCCAAGUCCCCAACUAACUCUUGUAAGAAGCAAAACCUCAUGGCGGCAGUUGUCAAAGGAGGGACAAGACCACCGUGGGUGGGGCUUGGUGCCGCAGUGUGGGUCCAAAUAGCUGCUGGUAACGCUUAUACUUUCCCCUUGUACUCCCACUCUUUGAAAUCUGUGCUUGGUUUUACUCAACAGCAGCUCACAAUCCUCGGAGUUGCAAAUGAUAUUGGAGAAAACGUUGGAAUUCUUCCUGGGAUAGCUUCCAACAAGUUCCCUCCGUGGGUUGUUAUGUUUGUCGGUGUUUUCGCCGCGUUUUUCGGGUAUGGUGUCAUCUGGCUUGCUGUUAGCCAAACUGUUCCCUCCAUGCCUUAUUGGGUUUUAUGGGUUGCACUUGUUAUUGCCACUAAUAGCAGUGCAUGGUUUGGCACCGCUGUACUUGUUACCAACAUGAGAAAUUUUCCUCUCAGUAGGGGAACAGUUGCAGGGAUUCUUAAAGGCUAUGUCGGGCUUAGUGCUGCAGUUUAUACUGAGGUACACAGUAUGUUGCUUGGUGGCUCAGCUGAAAACCUACUGCUCUUCAUGACAAUAGGUAUACCUGUUACAUGUCUGGCUAUGAUGUACUUUGUUCGAGCAUGCACGCCAGCUUUAGGUGAAGACUCUUCAGAGCAUGUUCACUUUCUUUUUACCCAAGUAUCAAGUCUAGCUCUUGCUGUCUAUCUCCUCACCACAACAAUAUUGAAAAGCAUAGUGCCUAUUAGUAGAUCUAUCUCCUACACUUUAAUAGGUAUCAUGGUUGUACUUCUCAUGUCUCCAUUGGCGAUUCCUAUUAAAAUGACACUGUUUCCUGCAAGUAGUAAAAAAAUAGGCAAGCAAGCUAGUUCCUCUGACGAUAUUGUUACAGAAGAUGGUGAGUCAGAUCUAACAGGUCCACUGUUGAGUUCAUUUUCGUCAGACAUAAAUCUCUUAGGCCUAUAUGAGAAUGAAGAUGUCUCAGAAGUUGAUAUACUCCUGGCGAUGGGCGAGGGGGCAAUAAAGAAGAAAAGAAAACCCAGGAGAGGGGAGGAUUUCAAAUUUCGUGAAGCCGUAAUCAAGGCUGAUUUUUGGCUUCUCUGGGUAGUAUACUUCCUUGGGGUUGGUUCUGGAGUAACCGUGCUUAACAAUUUGGCAGAAAUCGGGGUUUCACUAGGUGUUAACGAUACGACAAUAUUGUUAAGUCUAUUUAGUUUUUGCAACUUUCUGGGGCGUCUUGGAGCAGGUGUUGUUUCUGAACACUUUGUCAGGUCAAAAGCCAUUCCUCGCACUCUUUGGAUGACAGUCACACAAGUUCUAAUGAUAAUAAUAUAUCUUCUAUAUGCUUCAGCACUACAUGGCACUUUAUAUGCUGCAACAGCGUUACUUGGUAUCUGCUUCGGUGUUCAGUUCGGUAUAAUGAUUCCCACUGUCUCAGAGCUUUUUGGUUUAAAAGAUUUUGGUAUAAUAUUUAACUUCAUGCAGCUAGGCAAUCCCAUCGGAGCUCUUCUUUUUUCUGGGCUGGUUGCUGGUUAUGUAUAUGAUUCCGAAGCAGCUAAACAACUAAGUUCCUCUUGCUUGGGUCCCACCUGCUUUAGGCUUACCUUCUUGUUCCUUGCUGGAGUCUGUGGUUUGGGUACUAUCUUGAGCAUAGUUUUGACAAUCAGAAUAAGACCAGUUUAUCAAAUGCUUUAUGCUGGUGGUUCGUUCCGGCUGCCAAAUGGUGCUAGUAGCUGAUAUAUAGAUUUAGGCUUCCCACAUACAAGGAAUCAAGUGUUUAUAAUGCAGCAGCGUUGUCUUUAUAAUGCAGCAGCAUUGUCUCCAGUCCAGGAAACUAUGCAAUUUACAUGGAUAGCAUAUUUAGAGCUCCGAAGAAAUGAGCAACUUACAUCUAUCACUAGUCGAGGAAAAUCCAUGACUGUUAUAUUUGGGUUACCAGUGAAGUAUUUGAAUAACUAUGCCAUUAUAUGAAGAUAAUUUUCGUAACCGGGUAAUGGUUAUUAGUCAUUCCGGUGAGUUGGUUUCAUGUGCCAUUGCCGUAAAUAGGAUGUUGCUAGUCAAUCUUACAGUGCCAUCUAAAUCACAUCUAGUGAUAUUUCCAAAACCAAAAGACAGUUAUUCUUCUUGAUCUUUA